AUAGUUUGGCAUCCAUACGAAACUUCCUUUGAAUUCCUUUCAAGUUUCAAUUAAUUGCUUGGUCAAAUUGUCUUCUUUUUGGUGGUGUCUUGUGAAACCAUUUUACUCCCAUUCCUAUCAUCAACCACUUCUUUGUUCACAACACACAAAAUAACCCAAACAAUUCCAUGAUCUUCAUCUUCCUCACCUGGCUUUUUUUCGUUUCCAAUCUCCUUCAAUUCCCUUCAAUUUCAUCUCUGUUUUCUCACUUCACCAUUUAGGGUUCUUGGUUUCUUCCCAAUGAUGAAGUGUUUCAAUAUUUUCAGUUCCGGAACGAAAAGAAGAGGGAAAUCUUCACCAGAGCUCCGGGAGCAAAACCAAUCAACGAAACCAGCUACAAGAUUAGUAAAGUCGACAGGGUCAAUCGUUUCACCAAGAAGCAUACCGGAAUUGUACAGAGAAAAAGAACAUAAUUUGAGAAAGUUUUCGUUUUCAGAGCUCAGAAAUGCUACUAAUAAUUUCAAUAGGAUGUUAAAGAUCGGAGAAGGUGGAUUCGGAAGUGUGUAUAAAGGGUCAAUUAAACCUCCUGAUGAUCAAGGCGAGCCUCUUGUGGUUGCAAUUAAGAAACUCAACAGAAAUGGGAUGCAGGGGCAUAAAGAAUGGUUAGCAGAAGUUCAGUUUCUUGGUGUUGUUGAACACCCUAACCUUGUAAAGCUUUUGGGAUACUGCUCAGUAGAUGGUGAAAGGGGAAUACAAAGACUAUUAGUCUACGAGUAUAUGCCAAACAAAAGCUUAGAAUCUCAUCUCUUUAGCAGAGCAUAUCCACCAAUUCCAUGGAAAAAAAGGCUACAAAUCCUCCUUGGUGCAGCCCAAGGUCUAGCUUAUCUUCACGAGGGUUUGGAAAUCCAGGUGAUAUUUCGCGAUUUCAAGUCCGCAAAUGUGUUGUUGGAUGAAAACUUCAACCCAAAACUUUCGGAUUUUGGGCUUGCGAGAGAAGGACCACAAGGAGACCGGACUCACGUAUCCACAACGCCUGUUGGGACAUACGGAUACGCUGCCCCAGAAUACGUGGAAACGGGUCAUCUAAAGUCAAAUAGCGACUUAUGGAGUUUCGGAGUUGUAUUAUACGAGAUUUUAUCGGGUAGAAAGGCGAUUGAUAGACUCCUACCACAAUCCGAACAAAAACUUAUCGAAUGGGUCAAACAGUUCCCAGCAGAUAGCAAAAGGUUCCGGAUGAUAAUGGAUCCGCGUUUAAACAAUCAAUAUUCGCUUAGUGCGGCUCGGAAAGUUGCAAAAUUGGCGGACAGUUGUUUGCGGAAGAAUCCGGAAGAUCGACCCGCGAUGAGUCAGAUAGUUGAUGUGUUACAGGACGCGAUUAGAGAGUCAGAAGAUGAUAUCAGAAGUCCAAGUUCAGUACCGAGUCCGUUACCGUUACCAGAGCCGUCUACACGAAGAACAGUUCAUGUUGGUUAGGGAAGAAUGAAGAUGAUUGUGAUUGUUGAUAUUUUUAAAUUUUUGUUGAGGGUUGAAUCAUGAAUGGUUUUGUAUCGUAUUUAGGUAGAUGACUAGAUGAGUUUAUUGUUUAUUGUUUUUUUUCCCUUAUAUAUAAUAUGGGUAUAGACGUAUGGGGUACAUAGAGUCGUGAAAAAGAUUUGAUUUUUUUUU
Messenger RNA from Lactuca sativa (garden lettuce), 1644 nucleotides. Its product is annotated as putative serine/threonine-protein kinase PBL19. Lineage: Eukaryota; Viridiplantae; Streptophyta; Magnoliopsida; Asterales; Asteraceae. Gene Ontology annotation, biological process: protein phosphorylation. Gene Ontology annotation, molecular function: ATP binding; protein kinase activity. The record is from RefSeq and is a predicted model, not a curated record.